Molecule: messenger RNA, 825 nt
Organism: Cylindrotheca closterium
Lineage: Eukaryota; Bacillariophyta; Bacillariophyceae; Bacillariales; Bacillariaceae
Source: the annotation of a GenBank genome assembly
AUGAAAUCAAAGAAUGAAGGACUCGGUUUGACCUUUGAAUUCACAGCACCCAAUACACCACAGCGAAAUGGACGAGUCGAAAGGAAGUUCGCAACGGCUUUCGGACGAGUUCGAGCAAUGAUGAACACUGCUCGGAUGACAGAAACGAUGCGUGGCAAUCUAUGGGCAGAGGCGGCAGAUACAGCGACAAAAUUGGACACAGCACUUGUCUAUCAACGUGGUGAACAAAGUUCACAUCAAAAAUUCUGGAAACGAGAAGCUAGAUUUGCGAGACAUUUGAGAACGUUUGGUGAAAUGGCAGUGAUCAAGGUACACACAAAGAUCAAGGGUAAACUGAAAGACCGUGGAAGAACAGUUAUGUUUGUUGGAUACGCAGAUAACUCCAGCGGAGACACUUACAAAUUCUAUGAUCCAAAGACAAAGCGAAUCAGUUCAAGUCGAGAUGUGUCAUGGUUGAACAAGAGCUACGGAGAUUGGAAGGGAAUCAAGAAAACCAACACACUACGAUUGACACAGGAAAUUCUAUUGGAAACGGUCCAUGACAAUGAUAUUACACAAGCACCAACAACUCACACCAGUGACGCAAACACAACAGCACCAGAACCGGGACCGAUUCCAACAGCUACAGCACCAGCAGGGACGGCAACAAUACCAGCAGUACAAUUGGACUCGGGAGCAAACCCACAACGAGUUACACGAUUUGGGCCAACGCAACAACCGGCGACUACAGCACCAAUUCCCAGAUGGCAGCGAGAUUUACGAACAUGGGACACGGACCGACAUGGGACCCAACCAAUACUUCGUACUCGGACCCAAACGAGAUGA